This is a messenger RNA of Phaedon cochleariae (mustard beetle), 1459 nucleotides long. Lineage: Eukaryota; Metazoa; Arthropoda; Insecta; Coleoptera; Chrysomelidae. The record is from the annotation of a GenBank genome assembly.
ACAAUGAAUUCAAGAUAUGACAAGAACACUUUAAUUAAAUAAGAUACAUCGUUACAUAUUAUAUAAUAUACAAUAUAGAUCUACAGGAAGUUUUCAUCGUAGUAAUUUGUGCAAGAUGAAAAUUUGUAUCGUUGGUGCGGGUGCAGCAGGGCUAGCAGCUUUGAAACACAGUUUAGACGAAGGCCAUGAUUGUGAGCUUUUCGAACAAACUGGGUUCAUUGGAGGGGUAUGGAAGUAUGUCGAUAAAGUGGGUCUCGAUGAAUUCGGAUUGCCUAUUCAUACAUCUAUGUAUGAAGAUCUUAGGACCAACCUACCAAAGGAAGUUAUGUUGUUCGAAGAUUUUCCUUAUAAAAAAGAACUAACUCUCUCAUAUAUUUCCUUCCAAGAAGUUCAUGAAUAUAUGGAAGCGUAUGCAGAAUUCUUCAAACUAUCAACACAUAUCAAGUUAUAUCAUCAUUUGGAGGCUGUCAGUCCAAUACCUGGAGGAAAAUGGUCGGUACGAGUGAGGAAUCUUGAAAUGAAUUUAAUUGAAAUGAAGGAAUUCGAUAGUAUCAUGAUUUGUGUUGGCAACUAUUCAGAUCCAAUAGUUCCAGAACUACCCGGAGAAAAUGAAUUUGGAGGAAGCAUGAUACAUAGUCACGAUUAUAGGAACACAAAUCCAUACAAGAAUAAAAGAGUAUUAGUAGUAGGAGUCGGACCUUCUGGAAUUGAUAUCGCCAGAAAGGUCCACGCAGUAGCAAAGAAGGUAGUUCUGUGUAAAAGAUCAACAAAAACUGGGUUCGGACUGAAGAUAGCUGACGGCGUUAUAGUUAAGCCAGAAAUCGAUGAAAUGUCGGAGAAGAUUGUUAAAUUCAUUGACGGAUCUGAAGAAGAAAUUGAUGACGUCAUUUUAUGCACAGGGUACAGAUUUUCGUUUCCAUUUUUGACUCCACAAUGUGGUCUUGAAGUUGAUGAUCAUUACGUCAAAUAUCUCUACAAACAUACUAUAAAUGUUGAAUAUCCAUCAAUGGCAUUCAUUGGGAUACCAAAGAAUCUCCCACUUUUUCCUUUGUACUGUUUACAGGCACGAUUCUACUUGGCAUUUCUGAGAGGAAAUUUCACAGUGACUAAAGAAGAAAUGAGACAAGACGUUGAGAAAUUUUUGGAAAAAUUUGAACAAUCUGAAGAACAACCAAACACGAAAGUCGGUAAGGAAUUCAAGCAGUUUUUGGAAGACCUGGCUACCCUGGCCAACAUAACGCCAAUGAAACCAGUAAUCCCAAACAUUUUCGAACAUCUGAUCAAAGAAGGAUUUGGAAAUUUCAAUAUGAGAUAUACAAUAUUGAAUGACGAUGAUUUCGAACAAAAUGCAUUAUGACGAUAAUGAUGUUUGCAUACACACAAAACAGAACUAAAUAGUGUGAAGUAAAUAAAUUCAUUAAUGAAGAACUCGACCUUUUGAAUAAGUCCUGAAUUUCGU